This is a messenger RNA of Juglans regia (Persian walnut), 1062 nucleotides long. RefSeq lists its product as uncharacterized. The record is from RefSeq and is a predicted model, not a curated record. The transcript has 3 exons. NCBI's taxonomy places the organism in Eukaryota, Viridiplantae, Streptophyta, Magnoliopsida, Fagales, Juglandaceae. The coding region runs from base 1 to 1062 and encodes 353 amino acids.
AUGGCUACAAGUAUGCUCUCAACAAGCACAAUUGUUCUUGAGGUUCUUAGAAAUGACAAUUACGAGAAUUGGAGUGCUUGCAUUAAAAACUAUCUCUUGGCUCAAGAUCUUUGGGAUAUUUUCGAAACAACCACAGAACCUCCAAAACCAGAAGAUGAUGCAGUAGAAUUCAAAGCUUGGAGGAAGAAGAAUGCUGCAGCUUUGCAUGCAAUUCAGAUUUCAUGUGGGGUGGAAAUACAAUCUCAGAUCAAUGAUAUCAGUUCUGCUAAAACUGUUUGGGAUAUGUUGCCUAAAUUAGUGCACCAACCACCAUCGAAAGGACCUAGUGAUAACCCAGUGGCUGAGCAGGGAAACUCAUUGAAUAUCCCAUCCAGUAAUGUUCACGAGGAUGGAUCAAUGGUUGCACCUGAUCAAAAGGUUGAACCUGGAAGCUCCUCAAACAACCCAGAGGCGGGACAUGUCCAUAUAGUGGAAGCGUUGGUGGAGGAAAUGUCGGAAGAUGACUUGGAAGUACAAGACAAUUUCGGUGACACAGCUCUACUGGAGACAACAUAUAGUGGACAGUACAAGAUGGCGGAGUGCAUGCUUAGAAAGAACAAAAGCUUGGUCAGCAUGGGAAGAGCUAACACCGAUGGGUUCCAUAUGCUUCCAGUUGUUAUGGCUCUUUCAAAUGGAUAUAUAAAAAUGGCUCGAUAUCUUUAUUCUCUCACUCCACUGGAAGAUCUAAUUCCAGAAAAGGGCAGGAGCGGUUCAACACUUUGUACCCAAGCAAUAUAUACCAGAGCUUUAGAUAUUGCUUUGGAUCUAAUCCGGCGCUGUCCACGUUUGGUUCUCGCUCCGGACAAAGAGAGCUACAGCCCUUUAUACGCAUUGGCUGCUAUGGGGUACGCAUUCCCAAGUGGACAUCGUCUCGUGUUUUGGAAACGAUGGAUCUACUCUUGUGAGUAUACGCCCACUCUUCUUUCUGUUACUCCUUAUUUUCCCUCUCUUUCAUCAAAUUGUUCCAGUAUUAUAAUGAGCACAGCAAUAUUGAUCGAUCAUGAAUUGAAGUACUAUUCUUAA